AUGAAAGGUUUUGAGCAGGGGAGGAACAGAAUCAGGUGGAAAUUUGAGAGCGCGUUCUGUGACUGCUUCGUGGGAGAGGUGUCGGAGCAGGCAGUGUGUGUGUGUGGGGGUGAUGGGGAGGCUGUUCCAGCUCUCACCUGUCUUCUCUCUCAGAUCAGGACUCUCUCUGGGACACCCUCCAACUCCCCAGGUGAAUCAAGUCACCCCUGGGUGGCAGCCCCACUGGCCCCUGGCGAGGUGGUGAAGACUGCAGAUGAGGUGUGCAAGUUUCCAGGGCAGCCGCUGAGCUGGUGGCAAGCCCAAGAGUCUUGUGAGCAGCGAUUUGGCCACCUGGUAAUGGGGCCGGUAGAUGGGGUUCUUGCUUCGCGGCUGCGUGACCCGGUCUGGGUGAACCAAAGAGAAGCCUCCCUGCGGAGACCCCCUCGGAGGCGCAAGCGCACCACAGCAGCGCUGGUGUUCAGAGAAAGGACCGCGGACAAGGCGGCGCGACUGCGGACGCUUCUGCCAGCUCUGGAGGCGCUGACGGCGUGCGCACACUUACAAUGGGACAGCAACUCGCCCGAAGUGGCCGCGAUCUUUUCCCUCGCCGCCCCUGCGCUGGCCAACGCGCUGCAGCUGCGAGCCUUCGCCGAGCCCGGCGGCGCUGUGCGGGCGGCGCUGGUGGUGCGCGGGCACCACGCCCCAUUUCUCGCAGCCUUCCGCGCUGAUGGCCGCUGGCACCACCUGUGCGCCACAUGGGAGCAGCGCGGAGGGCGCUGGGCGCUGUUUGCUGACGGGCGGCGGCGCGCCGCGGCGUGGGGACUGGGCGCGGGUCACCCGGUGCCGCCCGGCGGCAUCCUGGUGCUGGGCCAGGAUCAGGACUCCCCAGGCGGCGGCUUCUCGGCACAUGACGCCUUCAGCGGCAACCUCACCGAUUUCCACCUGUGGGCGCGGGCACUGAGCCCCGCGCAACUGCACCGGGCACGGGCCUGUGAUCCACCUCCUGGCGGCCUGCUCUUCGUCUGGGACCCUGGCUCCCUGGACAUUACACCCUCACUGCUGCCAGCGGUGCCAGUACGCCUUCCCUGUCCGGUGCCCUCAGAGGAGUGCCCCGCGUGGAACCCAGGAUCCCUCACGGAGAGCUCGGAGCUCUGCUUGCAGCCGCAGCUCUUCCUCUGCUGCUACAGGACAGAGACCUAUCAGCAGCUGCAGGAUGUCCAUUUGUGGGGGGGCCAGGAUGUUAUCAGCAAAGUCAACGCUUUGGCCAACACUCUCGUGCUCUUCCCAGACCCCCUCUCUGAAGCCCCCAAGACCCUGACCCUGGACGAGGCCGUCAGGUUCCUGGGCAUUCUGGAGGGAGUCCUGGCCAAGGAGACAACUCCACUGGGGCCAGCUGCACUGCUGGCUGUCCUGCACUUCCUGAAGAGGGUGACAGCCCUCGGGGCUGGGGAGCCGGAGCCCUUGGCAGGGCCCUGGCAGCAGCUGGGCCAGGGCGUCAUGUCUGUGGCCAGCCAGAUCCUGGAGGAGCAGUUGGCUGGUGCGUGGCUGUCCAUCAGUGAGGUGGUCGGUGGACCUAUGGCCCUGGUAGCGAGCCUGCAGCGCCUGGCGCCCCUGCUGAGCACCACACUGACCUCUGAGCAGCCCCAAAUGUACAUCCAGCGCGUCAAUGCGGGCCUGGAGGUGCAGAGCCUACGUUUGAGGGAGGCCAGUGCUCGGGGCUAUAUAUUCACAAUGCCUGGUGGGCAUCCAGAGGGGCCCGGCCACAUCCACAUCCCCGCAAGUGAAGUGAGACAGCUCCUCCGGAAAGGCCUCUCCGGAGUCACCGUGAUCCACAGCUGGUUCACCUCUAGUGUCUUCCAGUAUGUCCUGGGGGCACGUGUCCUAGAGCCCCAGGCUUCUGACAGCUCAGAGGAAGCUGACAGGAUGCAGAGGUUCCUGAGCACACAGGUGGGGUCAGCCAUCCUCUCCUCUGAGGUGUGGGAUGCUGCCGGGGAGGUCAGCACAGCCGUGACCUUUCACCUGCGGCACCAGGCCCAGGCCUUCCCUCAGAAGCUGGUGGAGCCUGUCUGUGCUUUCUGGAACUUCAGUAUCAGUCCACACACAGGGGGUUCCUGGGCCACCAGUGGCUGCUCGGUGCUCACCCUGUUCCAGGACUCUACCGCCUGCUUCUGCAACCACAGCACCAACUUUGCUGUCCUGUUGCAGGUGUACGACAUCCAGAGAGACCCCGAGGAGGAGUCACUUCUGAGGACUCUGUCAUUUGUGGGCUGUGGCGUGUCCUUCUGCGCCCUUGCCACCACCUUCUUGCUCUUCCUGGCAGCUGGGGUCCCCAAGUCAGAGAGGACCACAGUCCACAAGAACCUCACCUUCUCCCUGGCCUCUGCUGAGGGCUUCCUCAUGGCCAGCGAGUGGGCAAAGGACAACAAGGUGGCGUGUGUGGCUGUCACGGUGGCAAUGCACUUUCUCUUUUUGGUGGCAUUCUCCUGGAUGCUGGUGGAGGGGCUGCUGCUGUGGAACAAGGUGGUGGCCGUGAGCAUGCGCCCAGCGCCCAGGAUGAGGCUCUACCACGCCAUAGGCUGGGGCAUGCCUGUGGUCAUUGUGGCCAUCACCCUGGCCACACGCCCCCGUGACUACGUGGCCGCCGGACACUGCUGGCUCAGUGUCCACACGGACACCAUCUGGGCUUUCGUGGGGCCGGUGCUUCUCGUGCUGACGGCCAACACCUGCAUCCUGUUCCGCGUGGUGAUGGUCACCGUGUCCAGCGCCCGCCGCCGUGCCCGCAUGCUGAGCCCACAUCCUGGCCUGAGGCAGCAGAUCAAAAUACAAGUGUGGGCCACAGUGAGGCCGGUGCUGGUCCUUCUGCCCAUCCUGGGCCCAACCUGGCUGGUCGGCAUUCUGGUGCACCUCAACCCUGCCUGGGCGUAUGUCGCCGUGGGCCUCAAUUCCUUCCAGGGGCCGUACAUCUUCCUGGUCUAUGCUGCCUACAAUGGGGAGGUGCGGAGCGCCCUGCAGAGGGUGACCGAGAAGAAGGCGGCGGCGCUCACCGUGGGGCGGGCAGGGCCCGAUGCUGUCACCAUUUCCUGUGGGACCCGCCGGGGCCCUGCCAGCCCACAGCCUCCAGGUCCCUGGGAGGUGGCCAGGACCCCACCGCGAAGACACGUGGCUCUCAGAGGGAUCCGCGGCCCCGGAAUCCCCACAGCCUUCUCUUCUAUUGCAGAACCAGAGAGACUGGCUGUGGAGCUGACGGCAUUCAAGGCUUCAGGAACCCCAGACUGGAUAAGAGGCACGACUGGCAGCCCCAAGUGACAGAAGAGCAGCCCUGGAUCCGCCGGCUCCCAGCAGCAGCACACUGGAGUGUGCCCCCCGCUGGGGCUCCCAGUAACUCACCAAGGUCACUGUCCCCUACCUUCCUGAGAUUUGUUCCUGCCCACCUGCCGCCAGGUUCUGGCUUGCC
Messenger RNA from Sciurus carolinensis (gray squirrel), 3433 nucleotides. RefSeq names its product adhesion G protein-coupled receptor D2 (gene Adgrd2). Gene Ontology annotation, biological process: adenylate cyclase-activating G protein-coupled receptor signaling pathway; cell surface receptor signaling pathway. Gene Ontology annotation, cellular component: membrane. Gene Ontology annotation, molecular function: G protein-coupled receptor activity. NCBI's taxonomy places the organism in Eukaryota, Metazoa, Chordata, Mammalia, Rodentia, Sciuridae. The record is from RefSeq and is a predicted model, not a curated record.